This is a messenger RNA of Myxocyprinus asiaticus (Chinese sucker), 994 nucleotides long. Its product is annotated as probable protein BRICK1. Gene Ontology annotation, cellular component: SCAR complex. Gene Ontology annotation, biological process: cell motility; actin filament organization; regulation of actin polymerization or depolymerization. Lineage: Eukaryota; Metazoa; Chordata; Actinopteri; Cypriniformes; Catostomidae. Gene Ontology annotation, molecular function: protein-containing complex binding. The record is from RefSeq and is a predicted model, not a curated record. The transcript has 3 exons. The coding region runs from base 50 to 277 and encodes 75 amino acids.
UGCCAACCGCCAUUUCACACAUACUGCGGCUAAAGCUAACUAGCUCACGAUGUCCGGACAGGAGGAUCCAGUGCAACGAGAAAUUCACCAAGACUGGGCGAAUCGGGAAUACAUCGAAGUGAUCACCAGCAGCAUUAAGAAAAUCGCCGAUUUCCUCAAUUCCUUCGAUAUGUCCUGCAGGUCCCGUUUAGCCACUCUGAAUGAGAAACUUACCGCUCUGGAGAGAAGGAUCGAGUAUAUCGAAGCCAGGGUCACAAAAGGGGAAACCUUGACUUAAAUAUCUCUUUGGGUCCAUGACGAGGACAAGAUGACUACAAACAUUCACCUCCUGUCUACAUCAUUAACAUUAAUUAUUCAAACUGAAUUCCAACUGGCUGGCUCUGAUAGAUCAAUUCAUUUACGUAUGGGACCAUUGUGACGCUGUUAACAGAUAUGGGUUCUUCCUCGUUUUAUGCCUGAUUAUGGCUGACGUCAUGUUCAUCUAGGCCUCCAUUCUUCUGAUCCGUCAGAUAACUUGUUACUGUCUCUGUUGUGCUUUCCCAUGUAAACAGCCCUAUGUAGUGUGUCUUUUGGUUCUGACCUGGUUUUUAAACCAUUUUGAAAGGCAAAAUAUAUUAAUGGUAAUGCAAAGUAAGACUGAAAUUACAUAGGAUAACAUAUUUUGCCUUGAUACUUUUUUUUAUUAUUAUUAUUAUUUUUUUUUUUACUUUAACCAUUUUCUUGAGUUUUGCCCUCUUGUGUUUUACCAGAUUCUGUUAUUGUUAAAUUUAAAAAUGAAUGUUGAAAUACAUUGCUGCUUGCUGUACAUUAAUCAUGCUACAAACAUCUGCACAUGAGAAAUGCCAGUUAGAGGUGGGAGUGGAUGAAAAGCACUAAAGUGCCAAUUAGACUGUUUUUAAAGCGAUCACCACUCCUCUAAAGCAAUUUUAUGUUGUUGUAGUGUCUUUUGUGAUGCUGGUUUUAUGGAAAAACAAUAAAAAACUCAGUUAAACCA